AUUAAGUGUGGACUCAUCCGAGUCUUUGAAAAUACUAUCAUUUCAUCUGGUUGCUGCAUAGAAAGGUGUGAUUUCCUUCCAAAGGAAUGAAAAUUUGGCUGUCUAGCCAUGUGAGGCUGACGCCUGAUGUGUGACACCAGAGAGCUAGGGCGAUCCAUCUCGAAUCAUGAUACGUAUAAAACAUUUCAUAAGAAUUGGUUCCAUUUUUGCAAAUACACUAGUCUACAAGACAGAAAACUAGUAAAUGCACGUAAUUAGGCAAGACAAGCUGCUUUUCCAGACUUUACUAAUGAAGCUAUGGAGAUAUUAAUAUUUAAAUAAGCUAUGAUAUGGCAUAGUGUAGGAUGCAUAUAAUGGAAUAAUUUGCAAUGCAGUGCAACCUGAAAUACGUUUGACUUUAACUACAAGUUUGAUUAUCCACUACGUACAACUUGUGCAGUAACAUUUGUCAGCUCGUAUAUGGCAGCCACCCGUGCUGAAAUUGCAUGUUGUCGUUUGUUGGUUGUUUUAUUUGAGAGUUAUACAGCUAAUUUGGAAAGAGAAAUGUGACUCAACAGUUCAUACAGAAGCACCAGUCUAAACAGAAUUACCUUGGUGUGCCUUGGGGCUCAUCAAAGUCCAAAGAAACCAUAACCAGAGCUAGAUGUUCCAAAAGCAGUAUUGAGUAUAACAGAUGAAAAAAAGUCGGAACCCCCAAAGAAAAGGUUACCUGUAAGUAGAAGGCAUAUCGUUGGCAGUAGGAUGAGCUGAGUUGCCAUUGAGAUGUCCCUGUUUCCUGUGGUCGUUUUACUCAAAUGGCAGAGCGGUUACAGUGUUAUCCACUAUCACAAUGGCUCAACACGUCACGGGACUCCUUUACCCCUACGGAUCUCGCAGGGAAUAGAGCUCCUUAACACCUGCAGUAACCACUCAGCCAUCUUAUUGUGUGUUUGGUCGCCCUUUGCCCCUGGGAAAAGUGGUCUUGCUGUUUACUGCCGUUAAUGUGCCUGGCAUUAAUGCACAGGGCUGUUUUCCAUUUCCAAAUGGUCUCCAGUGAAAUUCACAGUGACAGGACAGUCCCCACCCACGUAGGCCAUCAAUGAAGAGUGAAAAUCAAGCCAAAUCACAGGUAUGGGGGCCAUGGGAGCCAUGGGGACGUGGUCUACAGGUGAGUGUUUCAUUUCAAACAUGUCCUUACAAAUGGUCAGUUGGGAAGUGGUGAUGCUGCUUCUAUUUGUUUUUUUGAAUACAUAAUGCUUUGCGUCUGAAUUUAAUAUGAUUUGCAUCAGGUUGUUUGGGGGUUAUGUCAAUGAAAUGUUAUUUUAAGUAUACAGGAAGUGCCUUCAUUGCAUUCCCGCUGGUUACUGGUAGGGUUUAUGAUGGUCUGUGAAGAUCAAGCUCAGUCUUAAUCAAGGCAAAUGACAAAAGCUGACGGGGAAAAAAAGAUAGGGACAGCGCCAACCUCAAGCAGCAAGCUCGCUGCGCGGCUGUCCCCGCGCGAACGUCACCGUGUUAUGAAACCACGCGGAAGUGGCACGUGGGCCGAGCGGGGGCGAACUUCAGUAGUUUUGUGCCAAAAGCGCCACAAUUUGAACAUUUUUAGCAGCAGCGCUUUUACAGCAGGGGGAGUAAAUUGGAUGCAACACGCACACGGCUGCUGCUGCGCCUCUUCGCACGCGCCUGCACGUUGACGCGCACGUCUCGCACGUCUCGCGCGCCUCGCACCCGCACCGACCCGCACCGGCACCGCUGCAGCGCGCCACCCGGGAUGCCCGGCAGGAGGAAGCAGCCGGCGGGGAAGCGCGGCGCGGAGCCCGCAGAGCGCCCCCCGGAGGGCGGCAAGCGGCGCAGGGAGGAGGGCUGGAUGGCGCGGCAGGUGGCGGAGCUCCGCGCGGCCGAGCGCGCGCAGCCGUUCAACGAGAAACGACUCCGAUUCCUGUCGGAAAGCAGGAAGGUGAAGCAGGGAUCGCAGGGGGUGCUGUACUGGAUGUGCCGGGACCAGAGAGUGCAAGACAACUGGGCACUCAUUUACGCCCAGCGCCUCGCCCGGACCGAGAAGCUGCCCCUGCACGUGUGCUUCUGCCUGUCGCCGCGCUUUCUGGAGGCCACCGUUCGCCAGAUGGGCUUCAUGCUGAACGGCCUGAAAGAGGUCGAGAAGGAGUGCAGCACGCUGGAGAUCCAGUUCCACCUGCUCCUGGGCGCCGCCGGGGAGGUGCUGCCGGGUUUUGUGAAGGACCGCCGGAUGGGCGCUGUCGUGACCGACUUCUUCCCCCUCCGGCUGCCUCUUCAGUGGGCGGAGGAUGUCAAGAAGGGGCUUCCGUCUGACGUCCCCUUCAUACAGGUUGACGCCCACAACGUCGUGCCUUGCUGGGUGGCCUCGGACAAGCAGGAGUACUCGGCCAGAACCAUUCGUGGGAAGAUCACCAAGCUGCUGCCUGAGUUUCUCACAGAGUUUCCCCUAGUGGAGAAACACCCACGCUGCGCCCCAGUGCUAGCCAAGCCGGUGGACUGGGACAAGGCCUGGUCCAGUUUGGAGGUGGACCGGUCGGUGGGGGAGGUGGAGUGGGCGCGCCCGGGUUCGACCGCUGCCAUGGCCACCCUGGAGUCCUUCGUUGACCAGCGCCUGCAGGACUUCGCUGCGCACCGGAACAACCCGAACCGUGAGGCCCUCAGCCAGCUGUCCCCUUGGCUCCACUCCGGCCAGGUGUCAGCGCAGCGGGUGGUGCUGCAGGUGAAGCGCAACGGGCCGCGGGGUCCCUCAGUGGAUGCCUUCGUGGAGGAGGCUGUGGUGCGUCGGGAACUGGCCGACAACUUCUGCUACUACAACAAGGACUACGACUGUGUGGACGGUGCGUACGAGUGGGCACAGAAGACACUGCGGGACCAUGCCAAAGACCCCCGGCCCCACCUGUACUCCCGCAAGCAGCUGGAGGAGGCAAAGACAGGCGACCGCCUCUGGAACGCAGCCCAGAUCCAGCUGGUGAAGGAGGGCAAGACACAUGGCUUCCUGCGCAUGUACUGGGCCAAGAAGAUUCUGGAGUGGAUGCCAUCGCCAGAGGAGGCGCUCUCCACCGCCCUCUACCUCAACGACCGCUACAGCCUGGACGGCAACGAUCCGAACGGAUACGUCGGCUGCAUGUGGUCCAUAUGCGGAAUCCACGACCAAGGUUGGCAGGAGCGUCCCGUUUUCGGCAAAAUCCGCUACAUGAACUACGCCGGCUGCAAGCGCAAGUUCGACGUGCCGGCCUUCGAGAGGCGCUACUGCUCCGUAAAGCUUUGAGGAUGGAGGGGGCCUGAGAUUAGAGGAGAAAGGCAAAUGGUACCUUCCCUGGACUUUCUGCAUCAGUCUCCAAAUCAUCUCAGGGGUCAAAGGUCAAGGGUCUCCCUUGACCUCCCCCACGUAGCCUUUCAUUAACCCCUUUUUCUACAUUUUUUAUGCAACAUAAAGUCGGGUGACCCGUGGACAGGUGUAGUUAACAUGUUCCAGGCCCCCCGGAAAGCCUGUUGGAACAGUGCCUUGGUUACCUGCCCUCUCUUCUUUAUCAAUAGCAUGUCUUAUUUAAUAACAAACCUUUUUUGUUGGCAUAUUCAGGUGGAGCUGAAACUUUGUAUCAUUCCAGUAAACUAGUUUCCUUCUUUAGAUGAUCCAGUUUAAAAACAAAUAAAUUUCUUGAAAGAA
Scleropages formosus (Asian bonytongue) is the source of this 3658-nucleotide messenger RNA. It is a transcript of the gene cpdp, whose product is annotated as CPD photolyase. NCBI's taxonomy places the organism in Eukaryota, Metazoa, Chordata, Actinopteri, Osteoglossiformes, Osteoglossidae. The coding region runs from base 1748 to 3259 and encodes 503 amino acids. The record is from RefSeq and is a predicted model, not a curated record. Gene Ontology annotation, biological process: photoreactive repair. The transcript is spliced from 10 exons. Gene Ontology annotation, molecular function: deoxyribodipyrimidine photo-lyase activity.